This is a messenger RNA of Dermacentor andersoni, 2007 nucleotides long. RefSeq lists its product as uncharacterized. The record is from RefSeq and is a predicted model, not a curated record. Lineage: Eukaryota; Metazoa; Arthropoda; Arachnida; Ixodida; Ixodidae.
CUCGAAUGCGCAGGUGUGCCAACCGCUCUGCUCACUCGUGCCACCAGAUACCCUGUGCCACAAGGACCGAGCCUGGCGCCUUUGCUCAUCCAGGAAAGUCGCUGCCCGAGCUGGAACGAAGCACUGUUGAAAUUGUCACCGUGACAUGAGCGAGCAAGGUCGUCCUGAGCAGGAGCGUCAGCCCGGGGCUGGUCAGCCGAAUGCCUCGGAGCACUCCCCGGCGUCUGCUGACGGUACUUCCCCGAAAUAUCUCAGCUCUGCAUCGACCUUAUCUACGGACUCCUUCGCUACUAACAAGCGUUCCAGAAAACGCGCGUCCUCAAAGGGUUCCUCCGGCCGAUCUCGCAAACGCACUGCACACAGGAUUCUCGGACUUCUCUCCAAGAACGCGAAGCGCCAGGACAAGCCGGCGAGGAACGAGGACAGCUUGAAAAAGGACCUCUCGUCUACGGACUCGGCAGCAAGGAACACCGCGGCCACUAGCCUCUUGGUGAAAGGCCUUCCGCCAACGGAUCCCUCGGCAAAGGAACGCUCAGCUGCGGACAUGACGGAAAAGGACCGAUCCGCAAAGAGCCUGUCGGAAAAGAACCUACCUGCACAAAGCCUUUCCGCAAAGGACCUAUCGACAAAGGCCGGCACGACAGUGGUUCAGGACCUCUUGUCAAAGAAGACCUUUUCUAAGGACGUCUCCACAAAGCACCAGUCGACAAAAGACCUCGCGGCGAAGGAGAGCACGGUGAAAAACGCUUCAGCUGAUAAUCUUAUGGCACAGGAAAGCUCGGAAAACAGGGGCUUAAUUCAAGAUGUCAUGACAAAGCAUCUGACGACAAAAGAACCUUUGCCAAAGGACCUGUCGAUGAAGGACCUACCGGUGAAGGAAGGCGCAGUAAAUUACCUUCCGGCACGGGAAAGUUCGGCGGAGAAGGCCUUGGCUAGGGACAUUGUGACAAAUGUUGUGGCAACAGAGGACUUGGCGGCGAAGGAGAGCUCGGCAAGGAAGGGCCCAGCUAGUGACCCUUCGGCAAAGGACGUUCCGGCAGCGCACAUGGCGGCAAACGAUAUGGCGGAGUGGGCCCGCGGGCAUAGCAACAAUGAUGCACCAGGAAAUGCUGCCAGCAACGCUUCGCAAGGGCAACCCCACGUGACCCCGGAGCAGCGUCACCCCCAGGCCACGCUGUCAUUCUCUUCCCCGAGCUCUACGUCACCGCGGGACUCGACGUCACCGCUGAGCGCAGCGGUCGGUUCCGCUUCGAGCUCGUCACCGGAUGCCAACCCACUGGCUGACCAGUUGGCGUUGAACGUCCUCAAGGGCCGAGGGCUUCCGCUGGACCCGAGCCAGCUGCCCCUCAGCCCCAUGCUGGAGCGAGAGCCCCCGCGCAAGAACCGGCGCGUGUCCAUCGUCCUGCGACCCAUCGUCGACAUCAUCUCGCCGCGGUACCGAUCGUCGGACUCGCCGGCUGACCGGCAUCAUCCCGGUUCCAUGACUACGACGGUGCGAGCACGGCCUCGACGCGGUGGGAGCGCGAAGACAGUUCGGCGCAGUGCCGAUUCGACAAGGCCCGGUCUGCGCACGAAGCGAGAGCCAUAGGCGACUUGUUCGCCCUCGAUGGUGCUUUAGCGGCGAUGAAGGAGGGUCUCGGACGCUUCGCCGCUCAGGCUGAAGCUGCUGGAGAAGCUGACCGCCACGCAGACGUUCUACGUCAGUUAUUGCAGCCGCUUUUGCGGCGACCCGGACGCUCGCGAGAAGUGCGACCUCGCCAUGAACGGAUCCGAGUUUCAGGCGGCGUUUGACUGUCGGUGGCGGGUGUUCGAUCGCGGCUGCCUUUUCGUGUAGCCCCGAUGUUUGAUUUUGCUGUUUUCUUUACGCAUUAUUUUCGUUUAGUGUGAUAGCUGACUUUCCUGUGCGCCGAUUUUUUUAAAAUAUAUUUCCGCAUCACAUCAUCGGCAGGGAUGCAGCAGCGUAUUAUCGCAGAAAAAUUCCUCUCUACGCAAGUAGUGCUGGAAUAA